Maniola jurtina (meadow brown) is the source of this 1717-nucleotide messenger RNA. Its product is annotated as cytochrome P450 4C1-like. The transcript has 13 exons. Gene Ontology annotation, molecular function: monooxygenase activity; iron ion binding; oxidoreductase activity, acting on paired donors, with incorporation or reduction of molecular oxygen. Bases 181 to 1668 code for a protein of 495 amino acids. NCBI's taxonomy places the organism in Eukaryota, Metazoa, Arthropoda, Insecta, Lepidoptera, Nymphalidae. The record is from RefSeq and is a predicted model, not a curated record.
ACUCAUGUGGUGUCCUUUGUGAUGUGAACUUGUGUUUCAUGUUUUUUUAAUAAUAUGUUACGAAUUACGAAUUUUUAUUUAGAGAUCGGAGUAAAGUCUGAGUUUUUGUGAGCAGGAUUGGAUGUGUUAGCUACUAAAUGUGAUUUUUUUUAUAUUUAGAAGAUCUACAGCGACAUUCAAAUGCUGUGGCCACUUUUUGUAUCAGUAGUCAUAAUCGUAGCUCUGUGGAAGUACUUCAACCACGGGCAGAAUGACCUGGCUCGACUUCCCGGGCCACCAAAGGCGCCUAUCGUUGGCAGCGCCCUGGCUUUCAUUGGACUGACUCAGGAGGAAAUAUUCAAGAAGAUCAUCGACCUGCCGAGCCAGUAUGGAACCCGUGUUGUUAUCUCAGCUUUUGGCAGAUACAUCCUGCAUAUAUAUGGCGUGGAGGACAUCGAGAUUGUGUUAUCGCACUCGAGGAACAUUACGAAGAGUAAGCCCUACCGGUUUAUGGAGCCCUGGCUAGGAACUGGCCUGCUCGUUAGCACAGGUAACAAAUGGCACCGGCGUCGCAAGAUCCUGACUCCGACAUUCCACUUUGAUAUCCUGAAGACUUUCCUGAAGGUUUUCGAGGAGCAAAGCAGGAGCAUGGUGGACGAGCUUCGGAAACUGACUAAGGAAGGCAAAGACGUUCUGGACGUCAUACCAUUUAUAAGCGAUUACAUGCUUUAUUCUAUCUGUGAAACCGCAAUGGGCAUCAAAUUGGAUUCGGACACGUCCCAAACAAAAAUUGAAUACAAGGAAGCCAUUUUAGACAUUGGAUCGAUAGUUAUGGAACGGUUGACAAAGAUUUACUUGCAUAACGAUUUUAUAUUUUAUUUGCAUCCAUUGGGCAAAAGGUUUGCAAAAUCAUUGAAAAAAGUGCAUUCGUUUGCCGACAAUGUUAUUAUGGAGAGGAAAAAGGCUUAUGAUAGGGGCGAUGUAGGAAAUGCAGUGAAUGGUGAUAACGGAGGAAGCAAACGGAGGUUGGCUCUCCUCGAUUUAUUACUGGAAGCUGAGAGGAAAGGGGAAAUAGAUUUAGAGGGUAUUAGAGAAGAAGUUAAUACGUUUAUGUUUGAGGGUCAUGACACCACGGCGACGGCUUUGUCAUUCGGAUUAAUGCUUUUGGCUGACCAUGAAGAAGUACAGGAGCGCAUUUUUGAAGAGUACAAAUCUUUGUACGGUGACUCGGACCAAGGCACCAACAUGUCAGACUUGGGCGAUAUGAAGUACCUGGAGGCUGUCAUAAAAGAGAUCCUCAGGCUUUACCCCAGUGUGCCCUUCAUUGGGCGAGAAAUUGUAGAAGAUUUUAUGUUAGAUGAUAUCAAAGUACUCAAGGGUGAAGAAGUCGUGGUGCAUAUAUACGACGUGCAGCGCAGGGCUGACCUGUACCCGGAGCCCGAGGCCUUCAAGCCGGAGAGGUUCCUCGAGGUGGACUCGAGGCACCCCUACGCCUAUGUGCCAUUCAGCGCUGGACCCAGGAACUGCAUCGGCCAACGUUUCGCGAAAAUGGAGAUGAAGUGCGCGCUCAGCGAGAUCGUACGCAAGUUUAGAUUGCAGCCCAUGACGAGAGGGGCGCGACCCACCCUCAAGGCGGACAUCGUGCUGCGCUGCGUCGACCCCAUACACGUGCGGCUCAUACCACGAUAAUACUGACAAUCCAUACAAUAGAAUAGACAGAUUUUUAUUUAUUUUUAUG